ACAGAGCUGCCGGCGAAGCGAGAGCCGAGGCUGUAAACGUGGCUGGGAGGCUGAAACAGGUUUAGAGAGCGGCGAGGGAGGAGCUGCUCCGGGACAGGGACAGGGGCAGGGGCUGGAGUGAUACACAUACAUAUAUACACACACACACACACACACACACACACACACACAGGCAUACAGACAGACACAUACGCGCGCACACACACACAUACACAGGCAUAGAGACAGACAUAUACGCGAGCACAUACACAGCACACACACACAGGCAUACAGACACACACACACAAACAAACAGGAGGGUUAGAGAGAGAGGCAAAUAGAGACAAGCAUAAAGAGAGAGAGACACACAGACACACACAGGCAGGAAGACAGUGGGAGAGGUACUUGCAGAGAAACACACAGAUAAGGGGGAGGCAGAGACACAGAGAGUUUCACGCAGACACGUGUGGUGUUGGUGAGAUCUGUGAGAACAGAGGGUGAUCAGUCGCUGAGAGACGAGCAGGACCGGGGAGGAUCGGAGCGACUGAGAGGGAUCGGGAGGAGCACUGCCCUGGGCUGCGGUGACAGGGACCCCGUGGCGCUGGGGGUCUGACCGGGGGUUGGGGGGCUGCAGGGAAUGAAGCCGAUGCAGAGGCUGCUGCAGCUGCCGGUGACAGCCGGCCUACUGAAGCCACUGUGCCCCGAGGAGAGCCGGUGCCCGGUGCUGAGUCCGGAGGGCGGACCGCAGACCUGGUACAGCGCGGUGCAGCCUGAUGAGCUGAGGCUGCUGAGGAGCCCACCAGAGCCCGAGCACCAGGGCCAAGGCCAGGACCAGGACACGGUCGAAACAGGCUCUGCAAUACUCUUCCGACACGAUGACCUGAAGGAGAUGCUGGACAGCAAUAAGGACUCGCUGAAGCUGGAGGCGAUGAAGAGGAUUGUAGCGAUGAUCGCCAGAGGGAAGAAUGCCUCUGACCUCUUUCCUGCAGUGGUGAAGAACGUUGCCUGCAAGAACAUUGAGGUGAAGAAGUUGGUUUACGUUUACCUGGUUCGAUAUGCAGAAGAACAACAAGACUUGGCCCUGCUCUCCAUCAGCACCUUCCAGCGGGGGUUAAAGGACCCGAACCAGCUGAUACGAGCCAGUGCUCUUCGUGUCCUCUCCAGCAUCCGUGUCACCAUCAUUGUUCCUAUUAUGAUGCUGGCCAUCAAGGAAGCUGCUUCAGACAUGUCUCCCUACGUCAGGAAGACAGCUGCUCACGCCAUUCCCAAGCUAUACAGUCUGGACCAGGAUCAGAAGGAACAGUUGAUCGAGGUGAUUGAGAAGCUGCUGGCCGACAAAACCACGCUGGUCGCCGGGAGUGUGGUGAUGGCUUUCGAAGAGGUGUGCCCCGAGCGCAUUGACCUGAUCCACAAGAACUACCGGAAGCUGUGUAACCUGCUGAUCGACGUGGAGGAGUGGGGCCAAGUGGUCAUCAUCAACAUGCUGACUCGAUACGCUCGGACUCAGUUCCUCAACCCUAACCACAACGAGACCUUACUGGAAGACAACCCAGAGAAGGCCUUUUAUGGCUCAGAUGAGGAAGAUUCCAAGCAGGAGGAGGUGGAUCCAACUGUGCUUCCCAAGCGGAAACCCUACGUGAUGGACCCAGAUCAUCGCCUGCUGCUUCGCAACACCAAACCCCUCCUCCAGAGCCGGAAUGCUGCGGUGGUGAUGGCCGUAGCCCAGCUCUACUUCCACCUGGCACCCAGGGCAGAGGUCGGAGUCAUCGCCAAGGCCCUGGUCCGUCUGCUGCGCAGCCACAGUGAGGUGCAGUACGUGGUUCUGCAGAACAUUGCCUCCAUGUCGAUCAAACGCCGGGGAAUGUUUGAGCCUCAUCUGAAGAGUUUUUACAUCAGGUCCACAGACCCUACCCAGAUUAAGGUGCUGAAGUUGGAGGUGCUGACAAACCUGGCCAGUGAAACUAACAUAUCAACGAUUCUCCGGGAAUUCCAGACGUACAUCAAGAGCCAGGACAAGGACUUUGUGGCAGCCACCAUUCAGGCCAUUGGCCGCUGUGCUACCAACAUCGAUGAGGUCCGGGACACCUGCCUUAAUGGCCUAGUCCAACUGCUAUCCAACAGAGAUGAGCUGGUGGUGGCAGAGUCCGUGGUCGUCAUUAAGAAACUGCUGCAGAUGCAGCCUGCGCAGCACAGUGACAUCAUCAGGCACAUGGCAAAGCUCAUCGACAACAUCAUGGUACCAAUGGCCAGGGCCAGCAUACUUUGGCUAAUCGGCGAGUAUUGCGAGCACGUGCCCAAGAUCGCACCUGACGUACUACGGAAGAUGGCCAAGUCCUUCACCAGCGAGGAAGACAUUGUGAAACUGCAGAUCAUUAACUUGGCUGCCAAGCUCUACCUCACCAACUCCAAACAGACCAAACUGCUGACCCAGUACGUUUUGAACCUGGCCAAGUAUGACCAGAAUUACGACAUCCGUGACCGGGCUCGCUUCAUUCGCCAGCUCAUCGUCCCCACGGAGAAGAGCGGUGUGCUGAGCAAGUACGCAAAGAAGCUGUUCCUGGCCCAGAAGCCUGCUCCCGUGCUCGAGUCUUCCUUCAAAGAUCGGGAUCACUUCCAGCUUGGCUCCCUGUCCCACCUGCUCAACAGCAAGGCCAGUGGAUACCAAGAGCUGCCCGACUGGCCGGAAGCAGCCCCUGACCCUUCAGUCCGUAAUGUUGAGAAGGAAGUGUCCAUGGAGCCGGAGGUGCGGAUCGGCUUGCUGGGAGACUGGAGAGAGGUUCCAGAAUGGACCAAGCCCAGCGGCCGAGAGAAAAGGAAGGAGAAGGUGGAGAAACCAUUCUACUCUGAGUCGGAGGGAGAGUCUGAACCCACCGAGUCAGCGGACAGCGAGUCUCCCAGCACCAGCGAGUCGGAGAGCAUGAGUGAAAUUGAAAGUGAGAGCGCCUCGGGCAACGACGAGAAGAGUGACGAGGAGGGGAAGUCCGACAAGCAGAGGAAGAAGAAAGCAAAGAAGGAGAAGAGCAAACAGAAAGAUGAAAGUGAGGACAGUGGGCAGAGUGAGGGAGAAGAGCGGGUGAAAAAGCAGAAAGUGGAGGGGUCGAGCUCCUCAUCAGCCUCAUCUUCUGAGGAUAGCACUUCUGAAGACAGCUCUUCCGAAUCUGAGUCAGAGGAAAACUCGGAAUCAGACACUGGGAAAAAACACAAGACCAAGUCUUCCUCCUCCAAAUCACCCUCUGAAGCAUUCAAGGAUAAAGAGAAGGAAAUCUCCCUCCUUGACCUCGACGAUUUCAGUGGACCCUCCGUCCUACCAACCACCCCAUCACCUAACACGUUCUCCAAGAGUCUCAACCUGGAUCUACAGGGACUAACCUUGUCCAACUCCACCCUGCCAUCAGAGGUGUUGAGUCCCUCUCUCGGCAAGGUGAAGACGUUCGAGCUGCUGCACCGGCUGACAGGCGAAGGGCUGUCGGUGCGCUACCACUUCACCCGGAGACCCUUCAGUCCCGACCAGGCCAUGGUCUCCGUCCAGAUGCAGUUCACCAACAACUCCGAGAUGGAAAUCCGGCAGCUCCGCAUCAGCGAGCCCAAGCUGCACUCGGGAAUGAGGAUACAAGGGUUCAAGGAGAUUGAUGUCCUCCCGCCUGGUGAAGUUGCCUUGGAAACAAUGGGCAUUGACUUCUGUGAUUCCACGCAAGCGGCCAACUUCCAGCUGUGCUCCCAGACCCGGCAGUUCUACGUGUCCAUCCAGCCGCCUGUGGGAGAGUUGAUGAUGCCAGUCUUCAUGACCGAGAACUCUUUCAAAAAGGAGCAAGAACAGCUGUUAAACCCCAGCACUGGAAAGCUAAUGGGAAUGAAUGAAAUCAACGAGAAACUGACCCUUGGGGAGCAGUGUCGGACUGACCAAGCCAUUGUCCAGCAGGUGAUGUCAACCGCUAACCUCGGGCGGGUACCCUGUGGCCAGAGCACUGAGUACAGGUUUGCUGCUCGGACUGUGAGUGGUGGUGCUUUGGUCCUCAUUUCCCUGAUAACCAAGGAUUCCGGUGCUGCUCAGCUGACUGUGAACUGCGAGAAGAUGGUGAUUGGUACGAUGAUGGCGAAGGACAUAAUGGAAGCACUAACACAGUGACAUCCACCGCCAAUCCCUCGGUGAGAUGGAGCUCCUCCCCCCACCACCACCCCCGUCAGCAUUUGCAUUCUGUGCAACCUCCAGUGAAACCACUAACUGCAGGAGGAACAGGCGAAGUGACCCGGACUGAAGAGCAACUGCUCUAUUGUCCCAUGAAGGGAUUCAUGAGUGGCUGAGAGGCAUCCAGGCUGCUGAUGUUGCUGCAAUGCUUUACAGACAAGUAGUCAAUUAUUUUGUGAAGAACAUUGCCCCUUUAUUUGAUGUGGGAUCCCUGCUUCCACCCCCCACCUCCCUCCCCACCCAUUCUCCACAGGUACAUCUGAGAAGCAAGUGGAACACAGAAGCUGAAUCAAGUUCAUUAUCAGUGACGUAUGUCGUGAAAUUUGUUGUUUUGUGGCAGCAGUACAGUGCAAUACAUAAUGAUUAUUUAAAUUACAAUACAAAUAUAUAAUAAAUAAGUUGUGCAAGAAGAGAACAAACUGUGAGGUAGUAUUCAUGCGCUCAUGGACGGUUCAGAAAUCGGCUGGCGGAGGGAAAGAAGCUGUUCCUAAAUCGUGGAGUGUGGGUCUUCGGGCUACUCUACCUCCUCCCUGAUGGUAGUCAUGAUAAGAGUGUGUCCUGAAUGGUGAGGGUCCCUCAUGAUGGAUGCCUUCUUCUUGACGCAUCACCCUUUGAGGAUGUCCUCGGUGCCGGGGAGGCUGGUGCCCAUGAAGGAGCUGGCUGAGUUUACAACUUUCUGCAACUUUCUCUGACCUUUGACACCUCCACACCACGCAGUGAUGCAACCCGUCAGCGUGCUCGCCCUGUAGAAAUUUGCUAGAAUCUUCGGUGAUAUACCAAAUUUCCCCAAACUCCUAAUGAAAUAUAAAACAAAGAACAGUACAGUACAGGCCCUUCGGCCCACAAUGUUGUGCUGACCCUUUAACCUACUCGAAGCAAACACUUCCCCCUCACAUGGCCCAGCAUUUUUCUUUCAACUAUGUGCUUAUUCAAGAGGCUGUCAAUGUCCCUAAUGUAUCCGGCUCUACCACCAGCCUUGGCGGUGCAUUCCACACAGCCACCGCUCUGUGUUUAAAAAUAAACGACGACCAGCAUCCCUGCACCCCCCACAGCAUCCUCCAAUUACCUUAUGCCCUCUUGUAUCAGCCAUUACCAUCCUGGGAAAGAGGCACUGGCUGUCCACUCUAUCUAUGCCUGUCGCCAUCAAAACAUUUUGCACGAAGGAGGUGCCACUCAAUAUUAGGGAAGUUAAAGUCACCUGUUACUUUUUGCAACUUUCCAAAAUCUGCCUCCUGAUUUACUCCUCAGUGUCUCUGUUGUUUUUUUUGGGGGGGGGUGUGCUUGGAGGUCUCGUGAAUACUCCCAGUCGAAUGAUUGCUUCCUUCACCUUUCUCACCUCCACCCACACUGCCUCAGUAGACAAUCCCUUCAUGAUGUCCUCUUUCUCUGCAGCAAAUGCAAUCAAUGUUAAUUCUGAAUUUUCAUCAUGUGUGAAUAAUUCUUUUGGCGUUCCCUCCCCAAAUCUCUCUCCUUUCUUAAAGCUUAAUGUUUGCACAAAACUUUCAGUAAUGAUCCUUUUUGUAGUGAGUCUAGGCAAUACAGUACUCUGAGCUCGUUGGUCUCCAGGACCAGUCUGUCUGUAGCCUUGGGAUACUUGGGUCUCUAGAACUGAAUUACCUGUAGCUUCUUAGCCUCCAGAUCUGGUUGCCCUGCAACUUUGAGUUAAUUGGUGUCUCAGGUGGUCUGCCUGUAGCUUUGGCAUUCUUGGUCACCAGGAUUGGUUUGCCUGUAGCCUGGGAUACGUAGUCCCCAUGGAUGGGAUGUACGAGUGCAUUGACUUAGAAAUUGGCAUUAUCCCCGACUGACAGGUGUUUUUGCCAUUUCUAUUAAACUGCACCAUCCACAAACAAAACACAGUUGUCUUAGCAAUCCCUGCAUAUCACAUGUAAUUUGUAAGGAUCAAAGUUUAUUUCUUGUUAGAGGCCAAGAAUUUAAUUUGUUUGAGAGCAAUGGUUUCCAAAGUAUUGGUGUAUCUAAGGAGGGAAUCUGCAUUUUAGGGAGAACUUCCUCGCUGCCUAGGAACUUCUCAGUUACCGCGACAUCAUUUUCUAGCAGCAGACAGUCCCUGGGCUGAGUCAACAGCCAAGAGGUGCCAAGGGUCUCUCCUGCUUGUGUUGCUAAUUGCAGGCAACUCUUUGAAUAGCUCUGAAGCAGAGAACACUUUCUCUCCCUGGAUGGGGCCCUGUGGACUCAACACACUUAUGAUGAAGGUCAACACACAAAUGUGGCUGGAUGUUGGGACUUGGUCCAGGGGAAGGAAGCAAGUCUAGUGGAUGCAUUUGGUGUCAAAAUGGAAAACCUAACAUCCCAUUUCAGGCAAGAAGCACAUCUGGGUUGGCCUGCAUGACUAAACGCCAUAUGAUUGAUUAGUUUAUACGGAUCACUUUAAUUGAUGAUUGUAGCAGCCAUGUUGUUCCAAUUGUUCCAAUUAACCAAUAAGACAAUCUGAAUUAUGGAUCAUGUUUCACAAAUAGUUUUCUCAAAGACUCCUGGCUGACCAGUUCCAGCUCAGUGCUUCUCGGGCAAUGCAAAUCAAUUAUUUGCAAUAUUUUUCAAAAGAAACAACAAUGCAAUGUAGUCUUCAGAAGAAGUGGAGGUAGAAUAGUGUUAGGUCAAGUGGAAGUUAUUUCUUCAUCUUUACCUGGUCCCAUCACCUACCCAGACUUGCACUGAUCUGCCUGAUAGCUGCGCUUAGUCAACAGGGCCUCAUCAAGAGAGAGAAGUGUUUACUGUCUUGGAGCUGUUCAAAGAGACCCUCAGCAUCUCUCGGCUAUUGAUUUUUUUUAGAAGAGGCACUUGGCACCUCCUUGCUCCUGGUUUGGCCCAACAUAAAGACAUAUCCUUUGACAUUAUCUUUUAUAUUAUAAAUUGCUUUUUCAAUGAUAAUGGAACUAAAUAAAUCUGUCACACUGACAUUAUACCCUCCUGUGCCAAUUACACUGCAUCGUGGAUGUGUAAAUUAUGAAUUGGAAAUUUAGACUUCAGUAAAUGAAAAGUAAUGCAAAAUAAAAUUCAGCAAAUUUGAGAUUUUUUUUUCAUCAGUCAAAUCUGAUUUACUUAUUCAAGAGGCAAAACCAUAACUGCAGUUACUGGAAAUCUGAAAUAAAAACAGAAAAUGCUGCUGUUAAUCAGCAGAUCCAGCAGCAUCUGUGGGGAGAGAGAACUGUGCAGCUCAUCAGAAUUAAAUAGAAUAGACCGAGUGAGUCCAUUCUCUGCUCUCAUUAGUUAGGUUUUUUGUCGAGCUUGAAUUCUGUUGAGAUAAAAUGCAAGCACAUUAUCACAUGAAUAACACUUCCUAUAAAAAGGACUUUGGAUAUCACAUCUAAUUAAAAUAUAUUGCAUAACGGUGAUUUGUGCAGACUGAACAUUCAAGUGGGGAAAUGAGCAACACAUUUAAUGGUUUGAGUGUAUAGGUGUGUUUAAAAUUGCUUUGGAAGUAAAGAAUGCUGCAUUUUCAUUAUUGUACAUUGUAAUUUAUGUUCUUGUCUAGACUCAACACACUUUGUCUAUGAUUCCUCUUUUCAUUCAUCCAAAUUUUAACUUCCACCUCCUGAAAGACUGAGUGGAGAACAAAAGAAACUGAAGCUGUUCUGCCUGUCUGUGUUCACUGUGUCAUUCAGUUAGAUCACAAAGGGUUUGGGGUUCAAUCCCAGCUCCGUGUCCCCU
Messenger RNA from Mobula hypostoma (lesser devil ray), 7831 nucleotides. Its product is annotated as AP-3 complex subunit beta-2. The transcript has 29 exons. Gene Ontology annotation, biological process: intracellular protein transport; anterograde synaptic vesicle transport; vesicle-mediated transport. NCBI's taxonomy places the organism in Eukaryota, Metazoa, Chordata, Chondrichthyes, Myliobatiformes, Myliobatidae. The record is from RefSeq and is a predicted model, not a curated record. Gene Ontology annotation, cellular component: membrane coat; AP-3 adaptor complex. The coding region runs from base 617 to 4105 and encodes 1162 amino acids.